CCUUCUUCUCCUACUGUCACCCCCAUAAUUCUCUCCGCCAUCCCUCUGCCUUCUCUGCUCUGCUCUGCUCUCUCUCCCUCUUUGUCUCUCUGUGUUUCUCUGUGGAGGUCGUAGAUCGUCGACAAUGGCAGCCGAAUCGAGACCCGCGCCGACCCCUCUGCUGAAGGACGAGCUCGACAUCGUCAUCCCGACCAUCAGGAACCUCGACUUCCUCGAGAUGUGGCGGCCCUUCUUCCAACCCUACCACCUCAUCAUCGUCCAGGACGGUGACCCCAACAAGACCAUCAAGGUCCCAGAGGGCUUCGACUACGAGCUCUACAACCGCAACGACAUCAACCGCAUUCUCGGCCCCAAGGCCUCCUGUAUCUCCUUCAAGGACUCCGCCUGCCGCUGCUUCGGCUACAUGGUCUCCAAGAAGAAGUACAUCUACACCAUCGACGACGAUUGCUUCGUCGCCAAAGACCCAAGUGGGAAGGACAUCAAUGCCCUUGAGCAGCACAUCAAGAACCUCCUCUGCCCGUCAACCCCAUUCUUCUUCAACACCCUUUAUGACCCAUACAGAGAUGGUGCUGACUUCGUCCGAGGAUACCCUUUCAGCCUCCGUGAUGGUGCCCCCACUGCUGUUUCCCAUGGUCUGUGGCUCAACAUUCCUGACUAUGAUGCCCCUACCCAGCUAGUCAAGCCUCUCGAGAGGAACACUAGGUACGUUGAUGCUGUCAUGACAAUUCCCAAGGGAACUCUAUUUCCCAUGUGCGGGAUGAACCUUGGAUUCAACCGGGAGUUGAUCGGCCCUGCAAUGUACUUUGGGCUAAUGGGCGAUGGUCAGCCCAUUGGACGAUAUGAUGACAUGUGGGCUGGCUGGUGCACAAAGGUCAUCUGCGACCACUUGGGGCUGGGUGUUAAGACCGGCCUGCCCUACAUCUGGCACAGCAAGGCAAGCAACCCGUUCGUGAACUUGAGGAAGGAGUACAAGGGCAUCUUCUGGCAAGAGGAGCUGAUCCCAUUCUUCCAGCAGGUCACCCUCCCUAAAGACUGCACCACAGUGCAGAAAUGCUACAUCGAGAUCUCCAAGCAGGUCAAGGCCAAGCUUGGUAAGGUGGACGACUACUUCAACAAGCUUGCCGAUGCCAUGGUGACCUGGAUCGAGGCCUGGGAUGAGCUCAACCCUGCCGGGGCCGAGUCUGCUUUGCCCAACGGACCCUCGAAGUAGGGAAGUUUGAUUCGGCAUUUUUCCUAGUCGGUAGACUAGUUAUUAUGUAACUUAAGGAGCGGGCCAUCAUAUCCUAGUUCUAGCUUAGUUUACAUUGGAGUUCGGAUUAAUUUAUGUUUUGAGGCUGGAUGCAUUUUGAAGUUUUUAUUUUCUUUUCCUUUGAGUUUAGGGCAAUAAGCAGCGGGUUCUUAUGGGUUUAUAUAUUGAUUUAGACAUGGUUAUCUUAUUUGUUCACCUCUAAUACAGUCUAUGGCGUUGGCUUCUUUAGAUUA
Molecule: messenger RNA, 1482 nt
Organism: Punica granatum (pomegranate)
Lineage: Eukaryota; Viridiplantae; Streptophyta; Magnoliopsida; Myrtales; Lythraceae
Source: RefSeq, a predicted model, not a curated record